Erigeron canadensis is the source of this 4179-nucleotide messenger RNA. RefSeq names its product DEAD-box ATP-dependent RNA helicase FANCM. Gene Ontology annotation, biological process: interstrand cross-link repair; double-strand break repair via synthesis-dependent strand annealing; replication fork reversal. Gene Ontology annotation, molecular function: four-way junction DNA binding; hydrolase activity; four-way junction helicase activity. Bases 1 to 4014 code for a protein of 1337 amino acids. The transcript is spliced from 23 exons. NCBI's taxonomy places the organism in Eukaryota, Viridiplantae, Streptophyta, Magnoliopsida, Asterales, Asteraceae. The record is from RefSeq and is a predicted model, not a curated record.
AUGGCGUCAACUGCUGCUAUUCCGAUGAUCGACGAGUUCGACGAUUUUGAUUGGGAAGCAGCCGUUAAAGAAAUCGAUGAAGCUUGUAAUAAAGCCACUGCUUCUAAUAUUACUAGUGCUAGUAGUAAUCAUAGUGUAGCAGUCCCUUUACAUAAUUCCAAUUCAAAUGUGUUUGGUUCUUACCCUAACAGUAAAAUUACCAACAAACCCUUUUCGUCUUCUCGUCAAUCGACACUCGAUAGAUUCAUUGGAUCGAAACCCGUCAAUCAGAAUCCAAGAAAUGAUGCCCGAGAUGCUGUUUUGUGCGAGGAUAAUGACUUUAAUGAUGAUGAUGCUGAUAGAGUUAAGAUUAACCCCGAGACUGCGAAAACCUGGUUAUAUCCAGAAAAUGUCCCAGUUCGUGAUUAUCAAUUAUCUAUUACGCAAACAGCUCUAUUUUCAAAUACAUUGGUGUCACUACCUACUGGACUUGGAAAAACUCUUAUUGCCGCUGUUGUGAUGUAUAAUUACUAUAAUUGGUUUCCUGAAGGUAAGAUUGUGUUUGCUGCUCCUUCUCGUCCUCUUGUAAUGCAACAAAUAGAAGCAUGCCACAAAAUUGUGGGAAUUCCACAAGAUGACACAACUGAUAUGACCGGUCAAAUAAGUCCCUCAAAUAGAGUAUCCCUUUGGCAAACGAAACGAGUUUUCUUUGUUACCCCACAAGUUCUUGAAAAGGAUAUACAAUCUGGUUCAUGUGUGGGGAAACAACUAGUGUGUUUAGUGAUCGAUGAGGCUCACCGUGCUUCUGGCAAUUAUUCCUACUGUGUGGCUGUUCGCGAGCUAAUGGCUGCUUCAGUACAAUUCAGAAUAUUAGCUCUAACUGCAACACCGGGAUCUAAUCAUCAGACCAUUCAGCAAGUUAUUGACAACUUGCAAAUAUCUUGUCUUGAGCAUCGAAGCGAGAGUGACCCUGACGUGACUCCAUAUGUACAUGAUAGGAAGAUUGAACUAAUAAAGGUUGAGAUGGGGAAAGAUGCCAUUGAAGUAAACAGUUUGCUACUCCGUGUAAUGCGUCCAUAUGUUGACAAGCUUAAAUCUUAUAGAGUAUUCCCAAACAGAGACUAUCAAACAAUUAGCCCAAUUGAUUAUAUUAACGCAAGGGAUGAAUUCCGCAAAGCACCACCAAAAGACCUUCCCCAACACAGGUGUAGGGAAGUCGAAGGGUUUUAUAGUACCCUGAUCACCCUAUCUCAUAUAAGGAAGUUGCUUUCAGCUCAUGGUAUACAUCCGACCUUUGUGAUGCUUGAAAAACAAUUGGAGCAAGGGUCUUUUGCUCACUUUAUGAGUAGAAAUGAAGAUUUUCAUAAAGCCAAGGUUGUGAUGCAACAAUAUCUCUCUCAUGGUGCUCAUAGUCCAAAGUUCUCAAAGAUGUUAGAAGUACUAGUUGAGCACUUCAGAAACAAUGAUCCCCAGAAGUCGAGAGUUAUUAUUUUCACACACUAUAGAGAGAGUGUAAGGGACAUAAUGUCAUCAUUAGCCACCAUUGGGGAAUAUGCUAAAGCUGCGGAGUUUGUUGGUCAAACCUCAGGUAAAACAUUAAAGGGUCAGUCACAAAAAGUUCAACAGGCUGUCUUAGAGAAAUUCCGGGCUGGAUUAUUCAAUAUUAUUGUUGCAACAUCAAUUGGAGAAGAAGGCCUAGAUAUCAUGGAAGUUGAUCUCGUGAUAAGUUUUGAUGCUAAUAUUUCACCUUUGCGAAUGAUUCAACGCAUGGGGAGAACCGGUAGGAAGAGCAAAGGGCGAGUUGUGGUCUUAGCUUGUGAAGGCUCAGAGCUUAAGGGUUAUAUUAGAAAGCAAGCGAUCAGCAAGAAACUGAGAAAGUUUAUGCUAAAUGGAGGAAUGAAUAGCUUUCAGUUUCACUCUAGUCCAAGGAUGGUUCCACAUGUUUUUAAACCUGAAAAAGUUCUUCAUAAAUUCUUCAUUGAAGAAUAUGUUCCUCGUGGAAAGAAAGCAAAAGAUGACGACGCAAUUCAAACUCCCAAGUACAAACUUAAACUUACAGCUUUGGAGACGGAUCUGCUUGCAAAAUACUUCGACCCGUCCUCAGAAAAUUGUUGGAGACCCUCUCUUAUCGCUUUCCCUCACUUCCAGGAAUUUCCAUCAAAAGUGCAUGAAGUUUCACAUUCCAUGAGAACCACCAUGCUAAUCGAUACAAUGCAAUAUUUGCAUGGAUUAUCGUUUUCUAGAACGUUUGGUGCCCAGGAUGAAAAGACCUUGGAAGAACACUGCAGAGUUGAAACUGUUGAGUAUCAUACUAGCCCUACAAGAGAAGGGGUUCGAACACAAAAAGGACCUGAAACCGAUAUAUAUUCUCUUAUAGACACCUCCAAAACCGAGGAGACACACAAUAAGUCUGUUGGUGGAUCCCAAAAGCCUUCCAUUCAUACCUACCUAUUUUGUUCUGACUUUACCUCUGUUGAUUCACUUGGAAGGGUUGUGAUUUUGUCUGUACCUUCUUUUCCUCUAAAUCAAGUUUCUUCGACUAACAGUUCAAGUCCACGGAACACCUUGCUUGUCAACUCUUUAAAGUCCAAUUCUGAUCAUUUAAAUGCUUCAAAUGGAGAGUAUCCAAACAAAACACUAGAUGAUGAUUUUGAGACAUCUUGUUUACGGGUAUCCAUUGACUUGCCAGAGGACAAAAUAGGUGGAGAUGAUAGUGUUUUUCAGACAGAGAUCUUUAAUUUAGAGGCAUUAAAUACAGAACUUAACAUCCAUGGGUCUCCUAGUGUAGAGGUAGAAAACACUCAUUCGGGUAAUGACUUGAGCACUGAUGCUAUAGCAGGUGACCUUAGUCCUCGACUAACUAAUCUUUUGAUGAGUGGUGUUGUUCCAGAGUCCCCGAUAGACAACGGCACAUUAAUGGAAGUGAAAGGUUGUUUAUGUCCAGAUGUUGAUAUGAUCCCGAAUUCCUCCAUAUCUUUGGUUCCAACUAAGAGUGAUGCAGGAGUUAAGGAGAGUACUCCAGAUAGAGUGAAUGUCGCAACAUCGUGUAAGCAGGCAGAAAUACGAACUCCACGAAUUGAUUUGCCAAAUGGUUCUUCUGCAAAGUGCGUUUUAGCUUCUAAUGUUCCGGGUGAAUUCCAGGCUCCUCUGACAAAGUUGUCUAAUGGUAGUUGUAGUCAAGACUGGCUUUUAAGUUCUGGAGAAAAAUCAUUUAGUCAACCUAAGCCCAGGCUUAAAAGGUUACGGAAGUAUGGUGAUAUCAAAAGUGAUAAUUUUUUAGAUAAGAAAAAAACUGCAGACAUUUCAUCAUCUUCUGGUGCAUCAUGUGCUAAAUUGGAUCAUCCUUACAACAUGUUUGGUAGAGGUGAUCCAAAGCUGUCAAAGACUGCCAGAGUUUUUAUCGAUGAUGAAGCUGAAGUGUCUUCUGAUGCAUCUGGUGAUGAGGAAGCUGACGAGAAUGAAAAUUCGUAUGGUGGUAGCUUUAUAGAUGACAGGAUAAAUCUUACAGUGAGAAGCACCCAAGGAGAAGCUUCUCCAUGUGAUCCGAUGGCCUUUUAUAGACGGUCUUUACUCACUCAAUCACCAAUCGUAGAUUAUAGUUCUGGCAACAGCAUUUCUAUAGACCGAAAGCAUGAUGAUGAAAGUGCAGCAGCAACAACAAAUCCAUAUCUUCAUACUAAUGGAGAGUCAUCAUCCAUAAAUUUGAAUGCCAAACGGUUGUCUUCAGAUAGUGUAAUUCCUGGCAGCACCAAUGAAGUUAAGAAAAGAAAGUUGAGUUUUUCUGACGGUGAGUCACUUCCUAUCCGUAACUUAGAAAAGGAAAUAUGUUUAGACCCUGAAGCACUUGGUAAUAUAGCAUCAUCAGAAGUCGAUGAAUUUGAUAAUGAUGACUUCUAUCAAGGGAUUGAUCUUGAUGCAUUAGAAGAACAAGCUAUCAAACAACUAAGAUUAAAGUCGGAGCUGUCGAAUAAAAAAUCAAAUAACCACAAUUUGGAGUUCUUCGACGCUCCUUCUUUUGACUUGGGAAUUGAAUAGUAUGUUAACACGUUUGAUAUAGAUUUUCAGUUAGUGUUGUAAAUAUUUUUUGAAUCAAAGGGAUGGGGAAUGUGUGUAAUUAUCAUAGAGGGACAGCAUUUGUAGUGGUGAUACAUAAUAUAAGAUUUGUAUAAGAAUGUUUUGAAGAGGAAUUAAAUUGAGAUA